This is a messenger RNA of Pezoporus flaviventris, 2315 nucleotides long. RefSeq names its product tyrosine-protein phosphatase non-receptor type substrate 1-like. NCBI's taxonomy places the organism in Eukaryota, Metazoa, Chordata, Aves, Psittaciformes, Psittacidae. Gene Ontology annotation, cellular component: plasma membrane. The record is from RefSeq and is a predicted model, not a curated record. The coding region runs from base 16 to 1476 and encodes 486 amino acids. The transcript is spliced from 8 exons.
UCAGGAGCUCCUGCCAUGGGGUGGCACCGUCAAUGUGCAGGUACCGGUGCCCAGGAGUUUCCGGACUUCAAGCUACAUCAGCCCCAGGGCAAUGUGUCAGUGACAGCGGGGGAGACGCUCACCCUGACCUGCACCAUAUCUGGAGAUGGUCCCAUUGGUCCUGUGAAGUGGCUGAAGGGCUGGGGCAGUGAGAAUGAGACCUUUUAUGAGCAGACGGGCACGUUCCCCCGUGUGACGAGGGCAGCAGCUGGGUCCGGCACAGACUUCACCAUCCUCAUCAGGGACGUUCGCCUCGAGGAUGCCGGCACCUAUUACUGCGUGAAGUACCAGAAGUCUGUGCAUGGUGUUUCGGUGUUUAAGCGUGGAGAGGGCACUGAGGUGUCCGUGUACGCCAAACCCAGCAGGCCGGUCGUGUCCGGGCCAUGGAACAGAGCAGGGCCGGGGCAAUCGGUGCCUUUCACGUGCACGGCCGGAGGGUUCUUCCCCAGAGAAAUCGCUGUGAAGUGGCUGAAGGACGGGGCCCAGAUCUCGGCUCAGCAGCCCCAGGUCACCCCCGGGCGGACGAAAUCCUCCUACGACGCGUCCAGCACCGUGUCGGUGACGCUGCAGGAGGGCGACGUCCGCUCGCAGCUGCAGUGCGAGGUUCAUCACCGCACGCUGCCGGCCCCGCUGCGGAGCAGCUUCCAGCUCAGCCGAGCCCUGCGAGUGCCCCCCAGCGUGCAGGUGGUGGCUGAGCCGCCGAGCCCCGUGGAGGUGAACAAGACGGUGAACUUGACGUGCCUCGUGAAGGGGUUUUACCCGGGAGACGUGGCCGUCGCCUGGCUGGAGAACGGGACGGAGAUGAGCGCGGAGAGCCCCCCCCCGCCGGCGGAGACCCCGCGGGGCUUGUUCGAGCUGCGCAGCCUGGUGGAGGUGCAAGCGACGGAGGAGAAGAACGGGUCCGUGUUCACCUGCCGCGUGGUGCACGACGCCCAGGGCCCCGUCAGCGGGACGAGCACCCUGCGGAUCGCUGCCCCGGCCAAGGGCGGGCUGAGCGACCGGUCCCAGACUGAUAACGACAAUUUGGUCCUGAUUUACAUCGUGGUGGGGGUGGUCUGCACCUUGCUGGCGCUGCUGGUGGCUGCAAUUCUUUACCUCAUCCGGGCAAAGCAGAGCAAAGGUAAAAGCUCACCAUCAGCUAGGUUACAUGAGCCGGAAAAGAGCAGCGAGGCCAAUACCCAGGAAUCCGACCCCAACAACCUGACCUACGCGGACCUGAACUUCGACAAAGAGAGGAAAACCAUCCGCCGCAUGGUGGAGGUGAGCCAGCAGUCGGAGUACGCCUGCAUCCAGAGCAGCCGGGCGCCCAACGGCGAUGACAACCUCACCUAUGCCGACCUGGACAUGGUGCACCUCAGCAAGGCACCCCCGCGGCCGGCCCCGCGCCCCGAAGAGGCCGGCUCUGAGUACGCCAGCGUCCAGAUCCCGAGGAAGUGAGCAGGGCUGCAGCGGGACCCCCGCGUCACGGGGAGCCAGCCUGCCCCUGCCCGGGAGGAUGUUCUUGGGAGCACCGAGAGCGAUGUGAAGAUGCGCUGCGGUACCCGCGUUUUGGGAUGGAAAUGGAGCCCCCCGCACUGUGGGGGUUGGCUCCCAUCCGCAGAGACCUGAUUUGGGGGGGGCGGCUUUGUCCCGGGGCUGCCGGCUCCAUCCCUUGGGGAUCCCCCCCCGUAGCCAUGGGGACUGCUCAGCCUCGGAGUGCCGGGAUUGCCCGUGAGCGGGUUAAUCCAGCAGAGCAGCGACAGUGCCUCCACGCCGGCUCCCAUGGGAAUGCCACUGCCGCCCUGACCCCGCAGGGAUGGGCUGGAGCCCCUGCACUGCCUUCUUGGGCUCUGCUGCCUGGAAACCAAACUGGCUUUAAAGGAAGGACCGGAGCGUCCGCAUCUCUCUUCCCAAGUGUCCCUUCUGCGGGCCAAUGAUGCUGGGAAGGCCGGCGAGCCGAGCCCCCCCCCCCCCCCAAGGCUUCUGCCCAUCCUGCCGCCCAGGGAGGCUCCAGGUACGCCCCCUCCCCGGCACAGAGCAUCCUUUUCAUCACCCUCUACACAGCCUUGCCCUGCCCCGGCACCCACCAGCGCUGCCCCAGGCUUGUACAACGCGUGCAGCUCGUCCUCGGCCGGUGCCCCCCCCAGCCCGGCUCCCUCCCCGCAGGUACCGUGUAACAUGUUUUGACUGUUCGCCAUGUAACUGUUAAUUUCUCGAGCUAAACCCCAAUGUUCCAUGCUGUACGUGGGUGUUCUGCUGUGUACUUAACACUAGAAUUAAGAUGUGCAAAACGAAGA